AGAAGGCGGAAGCGCAUUCUUCCAUUCGCCUUUCUCCUCCACUUGCUUCAGGAAAACCCCACUGCACCAAGAGAGCUUCAGCCACAAGAGACCCAAAAAUUCAGAGGGCAGGAGCAGCAGAAAUACCGCGGCCAGCUUCAUCGCGCGCCCUGAAGGAUCAACGCCAGCCGAUCGUCCCCCGAGAUGGCGAGCACGUACAAAGCAGCCGAUGAGCCUCCUGCUUCCAACUCCUCCGGCUACCGGAAAGACAAAGUCCGCCGCAAGAAGCUGACGGCGCAGAAGAGGAAGGAGAUCAAAGAGGCGUUCGACCUCUUCGACAUCGACGGCUCAGGCACCAUCGAUGCGAGGGAGCUCAACGUUGCGAUGAGAGCCCUGGGAUUCGAGAUGACACCGGAGCAAAUCAACCAGAUGAUCGCGGAGGUGGACAAGGACGGCAGCGGCACCAUCGACUUCGACGAGUUCGUGCACAUGAUGACGGACAAGAUGGGCGAGCGGGACGCCCGGGACGAGCUCUUCAAGGCCUUCCGCAUCAUCGACCAGGACCGCAACGGCAAGAUCUCCGACAUCGACAUCCAGCGGCUGGCCAUCGAGACCGGCGAGCACUUCACCAUCGACGAGGUCAGGGAGAUGAUAGAGGCCGCCGACGAGAACGGUGACGGCGAGAUCGACCUGGAGGAGUUCAUGAAGAUGAUGAAGCGGACGAACCUCGUGUCUGGGUUUUAAUCCCAUCAUUGGAUUGUUCCUACCUUUCCUCAGUGAACACGGUACCUAGAUGGAAGCUGCAAGACAUACUUAUGUGACCAUAGCGUAGUGUAGUUGCACGUAUAUAUACGGUGCAUGUACCUUGUCUUAUAGGAGUAUUUAUGUAUAUAUAUGUAUUAAGCCAUAUGUAUUGACUAGUGAAGAAGGCUCAAAUAUCGAUUCUAUAACGAGCAAAUAAAGCACGAAUAAAAACAACGAAAAUGCAGGGGAAAACUACUGGGCCAAACGGCCCAUGGCACUCGAAGCCGAUCUUGGGCCACUUAACUUUUGUUGUUGGCUAUUGCAGAACAAAUGGCCUAUGUAAUACUAGUACCUGAUCAUUUUGUAUUUU
Molecule: messenger RNA, 1093 nt
Organism: Setaria italica (foxtail millet)
Lineage: Eukaryota; Viridiplantae; Streptophyta; Magnoliopsida; Poales; Poaceae
Product: probable calcium-binding protein CML8
Exons: 8
Coding region: 184-723 (179 amino acids)
Biological process (GO): mitotic cell cycle; centriole replication
Cellular component (GO): centriole; centrosome
Molecular function (GO): calcium ion binding
Source: RefSeq, a predicted model, not a curated record